This is a messenger RNA of Magallana angulata, 856 nucleotides long. RefSeq lists its product as uncharacterized. The transcript has 5 exons. NCBI's taxonomy places the organism in Eukaryota, Metazoa, Mollusca, Bivalvia, Ostreida, Ostreidae. Bases 225 to 803 code for a protein of 192 amino acids. The record is from RefSeq and is a predicted model, not a curated record.
AUUAACUAAUUACUUACUGCGCUUGCCAUAAACAUAAAAAUUAACUUGCAAUUCGGAGAAUAACCUUUUUGGUUUUCUUUUUCUCUGCAUUCGUGACGUCGUCUUGCAACGCAUCAUAAUGUAAGGAUGUCACAAACGUUGCAAGCUAUUAUCGUUUUCAAUUGACACCAAAAACACAAACUCUUGUUGGAAAAUUGUUUGCGAAGCUAGAUUGAUUUGUCAAUAUGGAAAAAGCUGAAUUCGAGACUCGAUUGCGUUCACUCCUGAUGGAAUAUGUGUCCACUACAAACACACGGACAAUGACGCCGAGAACACAAAUUCUGCAGCUAUUGAUGUUUCUGUUCGGAGAAGAGAAUUUCAGAGAAACUGGUAGAUUCUCUUACUCUAAGGACAAAGAUGUUGCUGACCAACAGAAGAAGUACGUUCUGUAUGGCUAUCUGUUCAUGGAGGCGUUGAAGAAAAACACAAUAACUGAGACCGACUUGACCACACUCCAGAGAAUGUGGGGACAGCACCUCCUGUCCCUGGUCAACAGCGAUAAGGCAAACAUAGCUGAGAAAUACGAAAGAAUUCUUCAUAACAGCAACGAAACAGUUUUUAACAUCAAACGAUUUCAACGAAAUUUAGAGAGAAUGAAAACAGGCGAACCAAAGUCAGAAGACAGAACAAAACUCAAAAGUCACGUGACAAAAAAUGGUUUUAGUCCGUGUUGCUUCCGAAGACUUACAAUGUCUCUGAAGAAUACGUUUGGCCGUGGAGAUCCGAGAGAUUUCUUGAUGCUGAAGUUCCAAGACAUUCAGUAAAUUAUGUGGCGUUUAAAUGACCUGGAUAUGAAUCUUACUUGUGGUGUUUUAGU